AUGCUCGAUCUGAGGAAGCUCACAACCCUUCCUGACUCCGUCGCUCAGCUUACUACACUCCAAGAGCUUUCGUUCGACAAUUUUUGGAAGCUUCCGUCUUUGCCCGAGGACUUCUGGCAGCUGAUUGUUCUUGAAAAGCUGCGCCUUAACAGCCUUCGCCAGCUCACACGCCUGCCUGAAUCCCUCGGGCAGCUGAAAGCUCUCCGGGAGCUGAAAAUAGUGGAGUGUGAGAAGCUGCAGCAGCUCCCGGACUCCCUUUCCCAGCUCUCUUCUCUCGAGCACCUGGAGAUUACCGCUUGUUGGGACCUCACGGUGCUGCCAGAUGAAAUGGGGAACGGUAUGCAGCGGCUGCGCUAUCUGCAUCUGGAACACUGCGCAUCCCUCACCCACCUCCCUCCAUCCUUCUCCGCCCUGACAUCUCUCGAAACCCUAAAGAUCAUGGAAGCUAGUCGCUUCAGAGGCAACCUACUAGACGGCUUCUGCUGCUUGAAAAGCCUCAAGGAGCUGGUGCUUCGAGGAAUGCCUCGCUUAUCUGCGCUUCCUGCUUCUUUUUCUGGCGUUUUUUCACUCACCAGCCUUGAAGUGAUGAGAUGCCCUAAGGUAACAGUCCUGCCUGAGGGGAUUGGACGGCUGGAGUCGCUCGAGGUGGUCAGGAUCGCACUGAUGGACGGCUUGAAACAUCUCCCUGCGUCGCUUGUCAGGUUGCCACGGCUGCGGGUGCUAGAGGUGCGGGGAUGUGGUGAAGUUGGCGCGCUGCUAGGGGAUGAGAUAGUGCUCAGACGCACUGCCCGGGUCCGCAGCUUGCCAACGACGUUCUCUAAGCUGCCUCAGCUAGUGGUGCUGCAGGUGAUUGCGUGCAAGAAGCUGGUUCGGCUGCCGUCUUCUAUCCGGCGAAUGCCGACGCUGCGUGAGUACUAUGUCAGCGAGUGCCCUUUGCUCUCACAGCGAGACAGGAGAGGGGUUCCUGCAAGGGUAGGCGUGGAGGAUGGGGAGGAGGGAGGGGGAGUGGCGGUUGAUGAGGGAGAGGAGGAAGAGGGGGAGGAGGCAGAAGAGGAGGAGGGAGGAGAUGCGGCGGCGGAAGGGGAAGAGGCGGACAGGGAGGAGGAGGAUUUUGGGAGUGGUGGAGAGGACGGGGUGAUCAACCAUGAGUAUGGCAUGGACAGCGAAGAUGACUUGGACGACUUGACAGUCUGGAGGGCGGGUGGUGAUGAAGAGGGGGUAUAA
This is a messenger RNA of Closterium sp. Naga37s-1, 1224 nucleotides long. Lineage: Eukaryota; Viridiplantae; Streptophyta; Zygnematophyceae; Desmidiales; Closteriaceae. The record is from the annotation of a GenBank genome assembly.